Messenger RNA from Paralichthys olivaceus (Japanese flounder), 6109 nucleotides. It is a transcript of the gene jmy, whose product is annotated as junction mediating and regulatory protein, p53 cofactor. NCBI's taxonomy places the organism in Eukaryota, Metazoa, Chordata, Actinopteri, Pleuronectiformes, Paralichthyidae. Gene Ontology annotation, biological process: intrinsic apoptotic signaling pathway by p53 class mediator; positive regulation of apoptotic process; 'de novo' actin filament nucleation. Gene Ontology annotation, molecular function: actin binding; transcription coactivator activity; Arp2/3 complex binding. Gene Ontology annotation, cellular component: cytoplasm; nucleus. The record is from RefSeq and is a predicted model, not a curated record.
GUUAAAAGAUAUGUAAUGUCUUGUCUCAUACAGCAAACGACAUUCGGAUCAGUCCUCACAUUUGGUAUUUUCAUCAUGUCAGUGAAGGCAUCGCGUGGGACGAGGAGGGGGGUGCAGCAGUGAAAUCCCUCCCCGGUUUGACACACGCGCACGCACGCACCUUGUCUGCUUGUAAACACAGACUCACACGUGACGGCGCGCGGUCGCAUUGUGUGCGAGCGGACAAAGGAACUCUCACGGUCCGCGUCGUUGUUGUGACCGAGCCCCGGCGGCGGCGGCCAGGUGAGCGGACAGGCGUCAUGACAACCGACCCCCUCUCGGCGAUCUGCCCCGAAAUGAAGCCCAGUCGCCCGCUGCGUUCGCACCGAGGAGUCCGGUGAACUUCUCCCUCGCGCCUGGAUCCCGGAGCCCUCCGGAGCGGACAGCGACGUCAGCUGCGCACUCCGCCGCUCACACGCAGCUGGCAGCGGGUAAACAAAGCCGGAGUCCCUUUGUGUGUCACCGCUUCAUUUCAGCCGGGUUAUUCGCCUCUGCUUCGGUGCUUCUCUCCGGGCUGGCGCCUGUCGUUAGCUCGCUAGCCGAAGCCCUUUAGCCUCGACAUUUUUUUCCCCCCAGCUCACGUUUUAAUCUGCUCGUCUCCUCUUCACUGGCUGGAUGAGAUGUCAUUCACCAUGGAGGACAACUUGGAGUCCGGGUGGGUGUCCGUCCGACCCCGACUCUUCGACGAAAGAGAGAGGCACAAAUUCGCUUUCAUCGUGGCCUGGAACGAUGUCGAGGGGAAGUUCGCCAUAACCUGCCACAACAGAACCGUGCAGAGACGGGCCACUUUCCUGGACCCGCUGCUCGACUACAGCCCCGGCUCCGCCGUGCCUCCUGUCUGCGGAGCCUCCGGGGCAGAAAAACACGCGAAAAGUCCAGGGACCAAGAGGAGAGACGAGGCUAAAGUUAGACCCCACUCCGUCCCCAAAGGAAAGACCACAACAAAGCCUGGUGCCGGGGACAAGAGGGCUUUAAAGGCUGGUGGCUCACAGACAUUAGAGUGCAUCAGCCACACGUUAGGGUCCUGGGACAUCGUGACUCCCAAGGUGGUGGACAUCGAGAUCCUUGACCCCGUGGAUGUCCCGCUGUCUCCGGAUGAGUCCGACCCAGGGGACCGUGACGCCAGCGGCCGCGAGGACUUCAGCUGGGCCGGGCUGUUCUCCUUCCAGGACCUGAGGGCAGCCCACCUCCAGCUGUGCUCCGUCAACUCCGACCUGGAGCCGUGUCUGCCGAGUUUCCCGGAGGAGCAGUCCGGAGUUUGGACGGUGCUCUUCGGUGCCCCCGGGGUGUCGCAGCGGGAGACGGAGGCCCUGUGCUACCAGCUGCAGGUGUACCUGGGUCAUGCCCUGGACACCUGCGGCUGGAAGAUCCUGUCGCAGGUGCUUUUCUCCGGGGGCGACGACACGGAGGAGUACUACGAGAGCCUGAGCGAGCUGAGGCAGAAGGGCUACGAGGAUGCGCAGGAGAGGGCCAAAAGAAGCAUGCAAGAGGUGUUGGACAAGCAUAAAGCCAUGGACAGCAUGGUGGAGCUGCUGCAGGUGUACCCCGAGGAGGACGAGGCGUAUGGAGAGCUGCUGGAGGCAACGACUCAGCUAUACCACUACCUACUUCAGCCUUUCAGGGACAUGAGGGAGCUGGCAAUGCUGCGCAGACAGCAGAUAAAGAUCUCUCUGGAGACGGAGCGGCUGGGUCCUCGUCGUGUGGAGGGCCUGAGGAGGGAGGAUGAGGAGUGGCAGAGGAAGGCCCACGCCGCCGUUCUCUCCAUACAGGACCUGACCGUCAAGUUCUUCGAAACCACGACUAGAUCCCAGAAAGCUCUGUUUGAGCGUAUGCGUGCUGACCAGAAGAAGUUUGGCAAGUCGGCGUGGGCAGCAGCAGUUGAACGCAUGGAGCGUCUGCAGUACGCUUUCUCCAGAGAAACUCUGCAGCUGAUGAGGGCCAAAGAAAUCUGCCUGGAGCAGAGGAAACACGGCCUGAAGGAGGAGAUGCAGAGUCUGCAAGGCGGGGAGGACGCCAUGCUGCGCCUGGACCAGCUGGAGGAGCUGUACUACGAGCUGCAGAUGCAGCUGUAUGACAUCCAGGCCGAGGUGCUGCGCUGUGAAGAGCUGCUGCUCACCGCUCAGCUGCAGAGUCUGCGCAGGCAGAUGACAGAGCGUCAGGAUGAGGUUGUGUACUACGAUGCCUUUGAGAGCCCUGACGCCAUGAAGGGAGAAGAAGACCCCGCAUCGCCGCCAUCCCCCCUCAGAGAAGAAGACCUGAGCGUCCUGCAGCAGAGGACACGGCAGCUGGAGGCUCGCCGGGGUCGCAUCACCACCAAGAAAGUCUACCUCAAAAACAAGAAGGAAAUCUGUAUUGUCAAUCACAACCAGAAGAUCCAGCAGCGCCAAGGCGGCCCUGCUUACACCAGGUCUCCUCAGGCACUGCAACAGGGAGGAGAAGCUGAAGCAGACGAUGAAGCCAAACAAAAUGACCGGGUGAAUCAGGAGAGGCAGAGGACGCUGGACAGACUCCGUAGCCUCAAUCAGCGUUACCCAGGCCAGGUGACCCUGAAGUCCAGCCGGCUGCGUCUGAGUCAGGGUCACAGUCGGAGGAGGGCGGGGCAGCAGCCGAACACGCAGGCAGCCAGCGUUCAGACCGACUGCAUCUCCGACCUCCCCCAGCUCUCCGCUCCUCCUGACGCCUGCGGCUACGACACCGUGUCUCUACCAACGGUUGAACUCGAAAGCCUCGCCUCUUCGCCUCCCUUCCUCUCGCUGCCUCCCCUCUCAGCUCCCCCAUCUGUUCUGUCAGCGGGUCCUCCACCACCUCCCCCUCCUCCUCCACCUCCGCCUCCCCCGCCCCCUCCGCCGCCUCCUCCCUCAGAGCAGCAGCAGCAGCAGGGCGAGGACGGGAACAGGACCCUUGCAGCAGGCAGUCUGGUGCUGCAACACGAGUCAGAAUCCUCCUCGCUGCCCCUGGCUCCAUUUUGCCCUCGAUUCUUUGACAGCAGCCAGCUGAUGACUGCGAGGACGAAGCUGAGGAAGACGGCCUCGCUGGACUCCUCACAGUGGAGGAGAGCGAGCUCCCCCAUGGACGAAGUGCUGGCUUCUCUCAAACGCGGCAGUUUCCACCUGAGGAAGGCCGAGCUGCGAGUCCUGGCCCCGGACCCGGACGACGACAGCGACAACAUCCUGGCUCAGAUCAGGCAGGGCGUCCGGCUGAGAAAGGUUCGCACCCGGCCGGAGCAGCAGCAGCGUCACGCCAGGAGCUUCCCCCACUCGGCCGACGCUCUCACCCGCAGCAUCCACGAGGCUCUGAGGAGAAUCAAAGAGGCUUCACCAGAGUCCGAGUCUGAGGACGAGGGCCUCCCGUGCACUGACUGGGAAAACUAGUCCAUCAGAAGAACCUUUUUUUUAAAAACUGCUUUCUUUCAUGGAUGUGUGGAGCCAAAAGGAAGAGUUACUGUACAACGACUGAAGUUAAAGGGACACCUCAGAGUUUUAUCACCUGGUGAUAGCUCGGUGCAAUUUGAACAAGGAAACCCCUUUUUUUUGUAAUAUCAGACAAUGGCUCAAUUUGUUUCAUACUUGUGCGUGUGGUUUGUAAAAGACGGACCACUAAGGUUGUUUUUUUUAAGUCGCUGCUGUGGCGUUCUCGGCGAGGACACAACCUCUGACCUCCCGGUGAAUUCAUCGACGUGUCGGAGUCGUACUGUACUGUAGCUUGCUGUGAUGGGUUUGUUUGAAGAAGUGAGUAUUUUCUAUUUUAUUUUCACCUUUCUCUCACUUUCAAAGCAUUCAGACUCUCCACCAAUAACUUCUCUGUAUGUUUUUUACAUUACAAACACACAGGAAAUUUCAGUGCAUUAAAAAAAAACGCCUAAACAUGUAGACACACAACAAUUCACACUCACUGGAAGAAAUAAUUUGACAUUCUGGAAGUUCUUUCACUUUUCAGACAUGAACUCCGGAGAAUGUCCGCCCUGGGUGCGGACUUUCUCCAGAGUUUGUCUUUCACACAUGAACAACGCAGCAACUCUUCUCGGACACGUUCCCGACCCCAGAUUCUCACGAGUUCAUUUCACGUGUGAAAGCAGCUCUGCAGAACACUUGUUCUAAUAGUCUCAGCUAGAGUAAGUGAGUUUUCCAAAAUGUUGAAGUCUUCGUUAGUUUGAUAUUAGAAGUGGAGCUACAUGACUGAAAGUUGCACAACUUGGUUUUUGGGCCAUUUCUAUCAUCCUGGUGUUAAAAUACCAGAACCAGCACUGACUGGUGUAUUUGGAGAAUAAGCCAUACUUCUUUUAGCAUUUUCACUUUUACAAAGUAAUAUAUGAUACAACAGGAGGAAGGGGUUUUGGAGGACGUAUAUCGGACUCUGUUUAAAUCUCUAUCAUUUUAUUGAGAGGUUUUCAGACCGUGAGGGUGACAAAGACGCAGCUCACGGAGAAAGUUAAGGUUUAAAUUCACAGCAUCACAUUUCUUUCUCUGGGUUAUAGCUCAGGACAGGAUUUUGAGAUUCCGUGUGACCUUUACUUUACAAGUACAUCCCUGUUUCCAAUAUCCACAGCAAAGAAACUUGCUACAUUGCACAGUGGGACUUCUAAUAUUCCUUAUAUUUUUAAUGAAUAAAUAAAUCGGACAAAAUCUCAACAAGCAUGAAAGAGAAAAAAGCAGGGCUCAAGCUGUAGCUGGAGCGAGCUAACUGAAUCCAGGAUAUUAUCUAGACUUCACACUAUAAUAUAUACAUAAUGUAGCUGAUGGAACUCUAGUAUAAAAGAGAGAUUAGGUUAAGCUCCAAAUAACCAGCUUACCUCCCACACAGCGCUAUAUAAAUAGGGACCAGAUGACAAAAGUAUAUAUUUUAUCAGAGACGUUUCAAUUCAUCAUUUCUGAAGCAGCGUUGGAAAUAUUAGAUCGUUAUUCAACUUGAACAACUUUUAAAGUUGCCCACACACAGUAUUCUGACACAAGAAUGGAUGAAUGGAUAUGCAGUAAUAUUUAUUCCCUCUGAUGAAUAACAAGCUCCGCUGUGGUCACCCUGUGUUAAUUUACUCUUUAUUUCAUAUACAAGUAACACCUGACAGAAAGGAAACCAUCAGAAAGUAAACUGUGGUGGUAACUGAUCAUGAAAAUUAAAUCGCUCGACAGAAGAUCGGCAGUAAUUUAAUAAUUCAUUGUUUUUUCUCUGGUUUCAGCUUCUCAAACGUAACCAUUCCCACCCAUUUUAGAGUUUUAUACCCUAAAUGUAUAAUAUUUAAGUUUCUGACUAAUGGUCGGACAAAAGGAAACAUUUAUAAACGUCACCUUGGGCUUUAGGAAAUUGUAACGGACAUUUUUUACUAUUUUAUACACAAAAUCAAUUAGUUGAAAAAGGCAUAUAUGAAGUCUUGAAAGAAUGUUAACCAUUUUUUGAAAAGCAACUUCCAGCCCUUAAAAAAAAGAAGAAGCUUUUACGCACAUGUACAUAACAGACUCCAGAUGCGGAGCAGCAUUAAAAACAAACUGGAGCGUGUCGUCAAGUCAGAGAUCGGAGCUGACGCAGCUUCCUGCUCGCCACACCCAACAUUAUCGGGAUCACACGUGUUGUUUACCUUUAUUUCCUUUGUCUUUUUAACUGUCGUUUUAUUUACCCGAGAGUCUCUCUCUGUUUCCACUGCCUUUGUUUUUUUUUUUUCAGGUUUGUUUUUGUCAUGGAGUUGUUUUUCGUGUGUGUGGUUUUUUUUUUUUUAUACCAACCAGUCUCUUAUUAUGUAUGAUCUGUGUCAAACCUGUCUACAGCUGAAAAACACAUGUUCCUGUAGUUAAUAGGCACUGAGCAGCAGGGCUUCAUUUAAAGAAAUCGUUUGACAUUUAGGGAAAUAAACACAUUUAUUCUCUUUCUUGCUCAGAGUUAAAUGAGAAGCAUAAACAAAUCCAAAGAUCCUCUGAAACUCACAAAUUAACAUCCUGUUGUUGGACUGUGUCAAAUGCAACAAAUACUAUUGUUUACCUUUUAUUAAUUGUAAUAGAUGAUGUAAGUUGUGGCCUUGUAGUGUAUUUACUUUUCGAUACAUUUACAAACAGCCAUUCACCAAAUACUGACAGAGAAACAC